Molecule: messenger RNA, 3475 nt
Organism: Nicrophorus vespilloides
Lineage: Eukaryota; Metazoa; Arthropoda; Insecta; Coleoptera; Silphidae
Product: sphingosine kinase 2-like
Exons: 2
Coding region: 110-1852 (580 amino acids)
Biological process (GO): sphingosine biosynthetic process
Cellular component (GO): membrane; cytoplasm; intracellular membrane-bounded organelle
Source: RefSeq, a predicted model, not a curated record
AUAACCUUGAAAUUGACGUUUACUGCGGUCGAAAGUGUGCGGGAUUUAAAUUCUCGAUUUCAGUCGGGUUUGAGUCGUCGUGGAGCGCGAUUCGUAUACUUUCGAAACAAUGAUGACAGAGAUUCAAUUGAAAAAGGACGAACUGAGUCCGGGCAGGAUUCUGCUGGAGGAGACGUUCCAUGUCCUGACCAAGAAAAACUCUGUAUUUCGCGUGCGAUUGACCAGGAACGGAUUGAGCUUAAUCAAAGAGACUGACAAUCAAAUCAAGGAGACCCUGAUCUCCACCAGAGACAUCAUAGGCUGCAGGUGUCUGAGGAGCAAGAAGGAGACCAGCACCUGCUCAUGCCAAUCUCUGCCAAGGGCCACAAUGAAUGCAGUGGAGGAGAACUCUGGUGAGCAGGAUGACAGUGAUGUUAGUGCAUACCUGUACAUCUAUGCAUACAUAAUGCAGUCCAACAAGGGGGUGCCCAUGAAGAGGGAACGCACCAUAAUCACCCUGAGGUUCAGAUCAUUCGAUAAGUAUGAGGACAACAACAAGGAGGCUCAGAGAUGGAGGAUGGUCAUCAAGGAGCUGAUCAAGGGUGACCAGGUGGACAACAUUCCCAGUGGAUUGAAUCACAAUGAGCAGAAGAAGUUGCUGGUGCUCUGCAAUCCGAAGAGUGGUCCAGGCAGGGGCAGGGCUAUCUUCCAGCAAAAAAUUGUGCCUAUACUUCAGGAGGCUGAGAUUGCUUAUGACCUGCACAUGACAAAGUAUGCAAACUAUGCUAGAGAGUUUGUGAGGACAUGCAAUAUAUCCCAGUGGAGUGGAAUUGUUGUGGUUGGAGGAGAUGGAAUAAUAUUUGAAGCAAUAAAUGGAAUGUUCGAGCGACCGGACUGGAGCGAAGUCAUAAAGAAUGUACCGAUCGGGGUCAUACCUGGAGGAUCUGGGAAUGGAUUGGCACGUAGCAUAGCACACGUAGCCGGAGAACCAUACCUAUGCAACACGACCCUGCCGUCGGCCCUGUCGCUCGUGAGGAACAAUUUCGAACCCAUGGACAUAGUCAGGGUGGAAACGAAGUCGCAAAUAGUGUUUUCGUUCCUGUCAGUGGGCUGGGGUUUCCUUUCCGACAUUGACAUCGAGAGCGAAAGGCUGCGGAUGCUAGGAGGUCAGAGGUUCACGAUCUGGAGUCUGGCACGAUUGAUCGGCCUACGAAAUUACAGAGGAAAGGUGUGGUAUAUUCCUGCAAACGAUACGCCAGUCCACAAGGCGAAGGAGAACAAGAAGGGCGACAAUAUCGAAAUUCCAGCGGAAAUCAAUCUAGAAACGCAAUCCGCCCGACAGAGAUUGGAUUCCUGGUACAGCGCGGCAUCGAAACGCAGCGCAUAUUAUUCGAUCACAGCCAACAGCUCGUAUCAAUCUACCGCAGAUAGCGGACCACAAGAGGAAAGCGGAAGUCGCAUGUACGGACCAGCCUCGAAACUUCCGUGCCUCACGGCGGAAGUCCCGAGCACCUGGAAAUGCAUCGAUGGAAGGUUCAUCAUGGUACACGCUUCCUAUCCGAGCCAUCUGAGCGAAGACGUUCUCUUCGUUCCAAACGCUAAAUUGGACGACGGCAUCAUCUGGUUGAACGUGAUCAAAGCGGACACGUCUCGAGCACAGCUUCUGCAGUUCCUGCUGGGCCUCAGCAACGGCACCCACAUAAAUCCCGAGACGCAGGAUAGCGGCAGCAUCCUCAUGCUGCCUGUGCGCGCCUUCCGCAUCGAGCCGGACAUGAGCGAAAGCGGUUACAUAACGGUGGAUGGCGAGCACGUCGAGUACGGUCCCAUCCAGGGAGAGCUCUUCCCCGGAUUGGUGAGAGUCAUGGUUCCAUGAUGUAAGGGCCAUUUGGGCGCCCAAGGUAAUAACAAAUUGAAUUCCAAAACAGUGAUGCUCACCUCGCUCGAGCCAGUUUUAGUGAGAUUCGACACAAUCUGAAUGCAUACGUAAUUAGCGCGAUUUCUUCGAGAAAGAGACAGAUCUAAAAACACAGCAAUACAUCGUUUUGUUUUCGAUAAAACCAAAACCGAGAAAACCGUUUGUUUUUUUAAAAACACACAUGUGAUAACGAAACAUUAAUGAUGCGAGUCAUUCCAAGAGAUGAUUUUCUACGCGUUUUUCAAUCUCCAACGUAAGAGAUUGCAUUUUUUUUUCAUAAGGGUUGGCCAAGUUUUGUUGUUCAUAUUAUAAAACAUUGAUUACUUUAUUUUCAUUUUUGACAAGUUAUAAAAUAUUUAAUUUUUCAACAUUUUUCGAUCUGCAUAAUAAUUAUUGAUUUAAAAAUGUACGAGGAACGUGUAUAUACUUCAAUGAAAAAUUUCCCUUUAUCGAUAUUUUCUGCAAUAUUCAAUUUUUAUAAAAUUUUGAAUUCUACAAAUAAAGAUUCUCAUUUCCUUCUCACUCACUUAUUCUCAUAUCUUUUUUAUUUGUUUUGUAUAGAUUUUCGUAUUUAUAUUAUCUUCAUAUAAUAUUUGAAAAUAUACGAUCAUAAAUAUUUGUUAUUUUUUUCUGUUUACGCAAUCAUCGCUUGUUUCAUAAACAACAAUUGCAUAAAAAUAUCAUCGGUAUCAGAAAAUGCACGUUUCGUAUAACGCAAUCAUCUCAAAUUGCUGUUGCAAAACAAAUUAUAAAUCAUGUUGUAUAUAUAUAUAUAUCUUCGAGCAGAUCAUAACUUCCCAGAUGAAAUAAUAUAUGUAGAAAAAAGAAAUAAAGAAUCAUGUUUUCACAAAAUCAAUGACGUUACAAUCAAAGGUUUCCAUUAAAUCAAUUAGUUAACUUGCAUUAUAAAGAUAUAGAGAAUUUAGUUUACAAUAAACACGCAAUAUAAGCCAUCCCUUAUAAAGAUACCAACAAUUACUAUCAUAUCAUCAACUGCUCAGCAGUAAAAAUAAAUGUUAUUUUUUUCAUAAAAUAUCCUAUUUUCGUAUACUUCUUUUUGUCUAAUUUUAAUUGAAAAUGCAUUAUUGAAUAAUCAAAAUACAAUGACCUCAUAUUACAAAGAAUCUGUUCCUUAGGAAUAAAAUGUAAUUAAUAGUUACUAAGUAUGAAAGAGAUUAAUCGACGCUCUCUCUAAAGUGAGUUAGGAAGAGUUCGAAAGUAAUAAUAUUCGGGGUUGAUGACAAUCGAAGCUAGUUUUAACGCAAUAAGAGAUUUAUCAAAAUAAAAGAAAACAUAGUGUUCAUCGCCCUGCCUAUUAUAUUUGUAAUCGCAUGUUGUUGCACUCUUUUUGUUUUGUUAUAUUACAGGUAUUUCUGUUGUUAGUUGUAAGUAAUUUGUGAAGGGUUAAAAAGAGGUUGUGGAAGGUUAUUACAUAGUUGGACCUGAAUUGUUAAGAAAUAUAUAUAUAUUGUGUAUCGACGUACAGAGAGAAAGUUGGUUGUUGAAUUCUUGCCAAUUAUUCUUAAGGCUAUAUUUUAGUAAACAUUGGUAAUUUUUAAAUCACUAGAGUAAAUUUACAAA